UGUGAGGAGGGCCGAUUUGGAAAUGGAUGUGAGAAUGAGUGCGUGUGUGAGAACGGAGCAGCGUGUGACCACGUCAGUGGAACCUGCAUCUGCACGACGGGAUGGACCGGCACGCGCUGUGAGAAGAUGUGCGCGGUGGGUACGUUUGGCCCAAACUGCAACCGGGUGUGCCAGUGCUCCGCCCCACGUCAACAGUGCCACCACGCCACCGGGAGAUGCACCUGCCCACCUGGUUACUAUGGUAACCAUUGUGACAUCAGGUGUCGGGAGGGAACAUAUGGACCAAACUGCAGGCGUAGGUGUCGAUGUGUCAAUGGAGGGCGCUGUGACUUUAAGACGGGGAGUUGUGAGUGCCAGCCUGGAUUCCUGGGAGCCAAUUGCAGCAGUUCUUGUCCAGCUGGGUAUUACGGGAAGGAUUGUGCUGUCUCCUGCAUGUGUGGUGAGAGUGGACAGUGCCACCCGGUGACUGGGAGUUGCAACUGCGCCGCUGGAAGAACAGGGCAGUCCUGCCAGGAAGUUUGUCCUGGAGGUCGCUACGGGCUGCACUGCCGUGGAGUGUGCGUGUGUGUGAACGGAGGUGUGUGUGAUGCCAUGGACGGGAGUUGCAGGUGUGGCCUCGGCUGGACGGGUCCUCACUGUGAGACAGCAUGUGAGGCAGGCCAGUACGGGCCGGGAUGUGCACUGGAGUGCCCCUGUCAGAAUAACGGCACAUGUGACCGCUUUACCGGCUGUUGUGACUGCUCUCCCGGCUACUAUGGCAACGCUUGCCAACACCAAUGCCCGGCAGGAUUGUUUGGGCGGUACUGCUCACAGAAGUGUGACUGUAGGCACGGCCAGGUGUGUGAUCACGUGACAGGAGAGUGUGUGUGUCCACCAAGCUUCUAUGGACGUGGGUGUGAAAAACGUUGUGAGGCAGGCCACUUUGGGCAGGGCUGUGAGGGGAGGUGUGUGUGUGCAGAGGGAGCAGACUGCCAUCCAGUCACAGGCCAGUGUAUCUGCCCCCCAGGGAAGACAGGAGAACACUGUGAUGCUGACUGCCCUGCUGGCUGGUUCGGUCCUGGGUGUGUCCUGCAGUGUGAGUGUGCUCACGGGGGGCAGUGUGAGAGUCGCACCGGACGCUGCACCUGCCCACCCACCUGGCUGGGACACACCUGUCAGGAAGAUGGACACACUCUUCCUGUUCCAGUUCUGGUGCGUCGGUCAGUGAAGCGGCGCUCUGGCAGGGCUCAUGCUCGUCCUUCUGCUAAACACACACGCCCCUCAUGAUGUGCGUGACUCCAGUGUGUGUGUGUGUGUGUGUGUGUGUGUGUGUGUGUGUCUGAGGAGUGCAGACCGGUCCAUUUUUUUUGUUGAGGACAAUUUUCCUACCCAUGUAACACAGACAUGAACAGAAACUCUCUCUCUCACACACACACA
This is a messenger RNA of Clupea harengus (Atlantic herring), 1416 nucleotides long. It is a transcript of the gene egfem1, whose product is annotated as multiple epidermal growth factor-like domains protein 6. The transcript is spliced from 10 exons. The record is from RefSeq and is a predicted model, not a curated record. Lineage: Eukaryota; Metazoa; Chordata; Actinopteri; Clupeiformes; Clupeidae. Bases 127 to 1266 code for a protein of 379 amino acids. Gene Ontology annotation, cellular component: membrane. Gene Ontology annotation, molecular function: protein binding; calcium ion binding; scavenger receptor activity.